CGUACCCAGGUCGACGACCCUACAGCUCAGAACGGAGAAUUCCAGUGCUACGAUUGCAUAAAAUCUUUUUCGAAGAUCGAAGAGCUUCUUUCACAUCAGAGAACUCACACAGGGAAGCAGCACUCGUGCCAGGAGUGCGGGAAAAGUUUUAUACGAAAGCCGUCACUCAUUAGACAUCAAAAAACUCACGCGGGGGAGGAGCCGUUUUCAUGUUCGGAGUGCGACAAAUGCUUUAUCCUUAAAACCAAUCUCCUUUCACACAUGAGAACUCAUGCUAGUGAGAAGCCUUUUAUUAUAUAUAUAUAUUUGAAAAGCUUCAGUAGCAUAAAGGAACUUCUCUCCCACCAGAGAACCCACAGAAAGAAAAAGUCCUUCACUUGCUCUGAAUGCGGGAAAAUCUUCGCUUUUGAGACAUUUCUCAAAGAGCACCUGAGAUUUCACACUGGGGAGAAGCCGUUUUGCUGUACCGAAUGUGGGAAAAGUUAUCACUGUAAGUCGGGUGUCAUCGUACACAUGAGAGUUCACACGGGGGAGAAGCCAUACGCCUGCUUGGAAUGCGGGAGGCGUUUUUCCUUGGGAAUAUUACUUCGUAUGCAUGAGCGGAUUCACACUGGGGAGAAGCCAUUUCCCUGCUCAGAGUGUGGGAGGCACUUUAGGCGGAAAUCUGUGCUUGCAGUCCACCAGAGAAUUCAUACAGGGGAAAUGCCAUAUUCCUGCUCGGAGUGCGGGAAACGUUUUGCGCAGCAGCCGGCUCUUAUUGCACAUCGCAGAGUUCACACGGGAGAGAGGCCCUAUGUGUGUCAGGACUGCGGGAAGGCUUUUGCUAUGAAAAGUCAGCUCAAUCUACACAAAAAAAAAAUCAAAGCUUGCAAGAAGUAA
Staurois parvus is the source of this 879-nucleotide messenger RNA. NCBI's taxonomy places the organism in Eukaryota, Metazoa, Chordata, Amphibia, Anura, Ranidae. The record is from the annotation of a GenBank genome assembly.